GUCAGCCCAUCAUUCGUUGCUAUUCCAUUUUUUUUUCCCUAAAUCCACAUAAUCUCUCGAGAUCUCAUAAAAAAGGCAGUCCUUUUUUUCUCCAGAUUUUCUGUAUGUUUGGUUCGUAGAGAAUUUAUGGUAGAUGAAAGGUGAAGCUAAAAGCUAACAUUCCAUUUGGCACCUGAUUUUCCAUUUCUGUUUUCCGUUUCACAUACGAUUUUCGUCUGCAUGCCGCGAUUUAGGGAUAUUUGCCACCUCUCAGGUGAGUGAUUAUGCGCGUGGGUGAUUUCUCAUUUUUCCGUUUCGUUUAUGGCUGAAGUAUGAGAUUUCGAAGACCUACUCGUAUUUUUUUCCCCGAGUAUCGAUUCCUGGGUUGACGUUGGUGAUUGAGGUUGUGAAUUUUGCUAUUAUCUACAGUUGAUUGAGGGAUUCCAGGUUUAUAUGCCUUCUUCCCUUUUUCCUCCUUUAUUGGGCUUUGAUGUUUGGCAUUCAAUCGUGGCUGACGUUGUUCUGUGUGCGCUGGAGGCUAAGCGUGUUUGUUUUUGCACGAAUUGGAAAUCGAUUACUCAGCCACUUAGGAGAAAGUUGUUGUUUGGGCCAGAUUCCUGUUAUCGUUGCAUAAGUCUCACAACAAAUCUAAUUUUUGGGUAAUUCUGGGCUGUGUGAGGGGCUCAUGCAUUUUUAUUCCAAAGCACUGAAAUCCGUGAUAGUACACUGGUGUUUUUUGCAUGUUUUUUCUGGCAUGGUGUUGAAGAUUGCACAGAUUUUAUCUUUCCCAUGGUAGAAUAGAAACAGUUAGAAAAUAGUGAAAAAAAUCCAUCAAGAAGUUGGUUUGUUUGUUGAGAUGUCGCCUGAAUCACCAUCCCCAUCUUCUCCCACCACCAAUCCGUCAAAAUCAUCCUCUGCUGCAAAUGUAACCUCACUCUCUCUUCCCACAUCACCCAAUGCUUCCCUGUCUUCUCAGCCCCCAACAAUAUCCCCUCUCGAACUCGAAUCCUCGUCCUCAAAACACAAAGCAAAUGAAUCCAAUACAACAUUAAGUCCGCCAGAUCAUCCUUCUAAGUCUCCUCCAACCGCUAACCCUCCGCCUCCGGCCGCCCCUCCGCCAUCGGAAACCUCCAAACCGCCGCCACCUCCACCACCACCAAAAAACUCCACGCCUCCGCCUGCCAAAAAGCCUUCAGAAGACUCACCUCCAUCGCCGAAGAGCCCGCCUCCACUGGAAUCACCAAAGCCCCCUGAAAAUUCCCCACCAGCACCACCACAAAGCUCGCCGCCAAUUCUCCGGCCACCUCCGAAUUCCGACAGCACUAGUCCGCCACCUUCCCACUCUCCAUCCUCAAAUUCUCCGUCAAAUUUGUCACCGCCACCCGCAGUGAGGGUAUCACCACCUCCUUCCGUUUUGCCGCCUCCAUCAAAUGCCCGACAUUUGCCGCCACCCAUAGCUCCUCCGCCAGCUGUUCCAAGAACAAAUGGCUCGGGAAGCAAUGGGACACAAGCAUCGCGGUCGGGCAACGGGAGCGGCGUGAGUGGAGGCACUGUGGCAGUUUUGGUGGUGGUUUUCUUUAUGUUCCUCGGUAUAUUUGGGACUCUGGUUUGCUGUUCAUGGAGGCGGAAGAAAAAGGCUUCUGCAUACAAUGGAGGCUAUGUUAUGCCUCCCUCUCUUGGUUCUUCUCAAGAAGCAGAUUCUGCAUUGCUGAAGGUGCCAAAGUUAUCACCUGUAAAUGUUAAUGUAUCCGCCAAGGGUUUUGUCUAUUCACCCCGAACGCCUAGUGGUUUUGGCAACCCUAAGACGUGGUUCAGCUAUGAAGAGCUGGUUGAGGCUACAAAUGGGUUUUCAUCCGAGAAACUCUUGGGGGAAGGUGGGUUUGGUUCAGUGUACAAAGGAAGCCUCGAGGAUGGUAGAGAUGUGGCAGUUAAGCAGUUAAAGCUUGGCGGGGGGCAGGGGGAGCGGGAGUUCAGAUCUGAGGUCGAAAUAAUAAGCCGAAUACACCACCGCCAUUUGGUUUCGCUUGUCGGUUAUUGCAUUUACGAGAACAGAAGGCUGCUUGUGUAUGACUAUGUCCCGAAUAAUAAUCUCUACUUCCAUCUUCAUAGUGAAGGUAGGACUGCACUGGAUUGGGAUACACGUGUAAAGAUUGCUGUAGGUGCAGCUCGUGGAAUAGCUUACCUUCACGAAGACUGUCACCCUCGUAUCAUCCACAGAGAUAUCAAGUCGUCAAACAUCCUUCUAGAUAAAAACUUUGAAGCUCGGGUUUCUGAUUUCGGACUGGCCAAAUUAUCCUUAGAUGCAAAUACACACGUUACAACGCGCGUUAUGGGAACUUUUGGGUAUAUGGCUCCUGAGUAUGCAUCCUGUGGCAAGUUGACCGAAAAAUCUGACGUAUAUUCCUAUGGAGUCGUGCUUUUGGAGUUAAUUACUGGACGCAAACCUGUAGACAUGUCUCAGCCUUUUGGGGAAGAAAAUCUUGUUGAGUGGGCUCGACCCUUGCUAUUUCAUGCACUCCAGAGGCGUGAGUUUUCGGUUCUGGCAGAUCCGAGACUUCAACUACGUUACAAUGGUAGUGAAAUGUUCCGGAUGAUUGAAGCUGCAUCUGCUUGCGUGCGGCAUUCAUCAGCAAGGAGACCCAAAAUGGGACAGGUUGCGAGGGCUUUGGACUGCAGAGACAUGGCGGAUUUGACAAAUGGGAUGAAAGUAGGGGAGAGUGGAAUGUUCAACUGCACGCACGAGUCAGACGAGAUUAGGUUGUUUAGGAAAAUGGCAUUUGGUAGUCAAGAUUAUAGCACAGGUUUUUUCGUGCAGGAUUGUUGGAGCAUCGAGGGCGAUUGCGUAAAUAGCCAUAGGCGAGUGGUGCAAUGAAAACUCCAAAAGAGGGGACUUCGUUCGAUUGCGUUCGAAUCCGUGUAUGAAAUGCAAAUGGCGAUUUUUGUUAGCUUUGGUGAGUGAAAAGUAUAUAUUGUUUGCUUUGUGGUCCAGUUUGUUGUAAAUCUAAUCUUACAGGAUGAGCUCUUUUUGUUUCUUUUUCUUUUAGCUUUGGUCAAUUUACUUUUAACAUGUGAAUAGGAAAAAUUGUUGGCCUUCUGUAUUAUAUGUGUGUGUGCGGUGAAGUUCAGUUUGGUUUUUGCUCUUCAUCUUGAGGUUGGUGUUUCAAUUUUAAUAAAUAUAUAUGUAUUUAUUUUAU
This is a messenger RNA of Striga asiatica, 3173 nucleotides long. The record is from the annotation of a GenBank genome assembly. Lineage: Eukaryota; Viridiplantae; Streptophyta; Magnoliopsida; Lamiales; Orobanchaceae.